Molecule: messenger RNA, 720 nt
Organism: Trichoderma virens Gv29-8
Lineage: Eukaryota; Fungi; Ascomycota; Sordariomycetes; Hypocreales; Hypocreaceae
Product: glycoside hydrolase family 45 protein
Exons: 4
Coding region: 1-720 (239 amino acids)
Biological process (GO): carbohydrate metabolic process
Cellular component (GO): extracellular region
Molecular function (GO): cellulose binding
Source: RefSeq, a predicted model, not a curated record
AUGAGGACCUCUCUCUUUAUCGGCUCUGCCAUUAUAGGCGCUACUUCUGCAUAUAAGGCUACUACUACUCACUACUACGAUGGGCAGGAGGGUGCUUGCGGAUGCGGCUCAAGCUCUGGUGCAUUCCCAUGGCAGCUUGGUAUUGGUAACGGAGUCUAUACCGCUGCUGGCUCUCAGGCUUUUUUUGAUACGGCCGGUGCGUCAUGGUGUGGCGCGGGCUGCGGUAAAUGCUAUAAACUCACCUCGACGGGAGAGGCGCCUUGCUCUACCUGUGGUACAGGUGGUGUUGCUGGUCAGAGCAUUAUCGUGAUGGUUACAAACCUGUGCCCCAACAAUGGAAACGCAGUGUGGUGCCCGAACGUUGGUGGUACUAACCAGUAUGGCUACAGCUACCACUUUGAUAUCAUGGCAGAGAAUCAAGUCUUUGGAGAUAAUGUGGUUGUUGAUUUUGAGCCUAUUGCCUGCCCGGGCCAGGCUGUUGCUGACUGGGGAACUUGUCUCUGCAACGGAAUACAAGAGACAGAUACCACGCCCGUUCUUGGUAGUGACACUAGCCCACCUCCUCCCGGCACGACAUCAUCGACACCACCAUCCAGCGGUGGACAAAAACAAACCCUCUACGGCCAGUGUGGAGGUAUUGGCUGGGCAGGUCCCACAGUUUGCCAGCCUCCGGCCACCUGCAAGACACAGAAUCCAUGGUACUCUCAGUGCCUUAACUAA